GAUUUAACAUCCUGUUAUGUUUGAAAAUCUGUGUCUGCGUGUCACGGUAUUCAAGCUUCAGUUUGAGGAAAAGACUUUGGAAGUUGGUCAAUACCUGAGGUGUUCCCAAAGAACAUGCACUCCACGAAGUCACCGUACACGGCCCUAAGCACCAAAGGGCUUGAAGUGCACGACCAUGAAGGUAACUACCCUCCAGGAGUGACUUUUGACUAUCGCCCAGAGCAGAUGUAUGCACACAGUCGUCACAAUGGAGUUGUGGUGACUCAGCCCAGAACUGUUGUUGUUGAUGGAGGAAGAGCUCCUCCGGAUUACUGUUGGUUGUCAUGUUGCUCUUUCUUCUUCUGUUGGCCGCUGGCGAUACUCGCAGCCAGUAAAUCCCGCGACUUACAGAGACAUCUCACAGUAGGUCUGUGUCUCAUACAGACCAGCACCAAACAUCUUCAGUCCCAUGGAAGCAACCACGCCUGA
Haliotis rubra (blacklip abalone) is the source of this 468-nucleotide messenger RNA. RefSeq lists its product as uncharacterized. The transcript has 4 exons. The record is from RefSeq and is a predicted model, not a curated record. Lineage: Eukaryota; Metazoa; Mollusca; Gastropoda; Lepetellida; Haliotidae. The coding region runs from base 115 to 468 and encodes 117 amino acids.